GACGUACUUGAAAAUGCCAUUUGAUAUUUUCUUAAGCUCUUAAGACCCGCUAAAUCCGUUGAAAUUUGUUUACGCAAUUAACCGCCAUAUUCAAAUAGGUUUCUACGCGAUUUACAUUUGUUGUUUGUUCGUUUGUGCUGAUUCGUUAAUUAAUUUAAUUUCCCGAACCUCCGGCGCGGAAAUUCCGGCGUUAAAGGAUUAAAUAAUUAACGAACGUUAAUUGCGUGUUCAAACUACGCUGAAGGCUGCGCGAAAGCCAGGACGUGUGCUCGAUAAGCUUUAAUUUGCUGAAAAACAAAAAGUGCUUGUGUGCGUGAACUCGGCCGCUUCGCCGUCAAGCGCCGCCGUUAGAAGAGACAAAGAAACGUGUACGCGCGUUCGUUUGGCAUGCAAGAAGCAAGUCGAUGAACACACCUGAAGGAAUGCAGCGAUUACCUGAGUAAUAGCCCGGCUGAUGAGAACACGCGGCCGCUUACUUUUAUUUCCGAUAUAACGGGUGAACGUGCUGCAGCAGCUGUGCGACCUAGGACAGGCGCCACAACCGGUCACAAUGGAUGUUGAAACCGGGGCCGUUUUGGCCCUGCAGAUAUUGGCACUGUGCUCGAAUAGUCGCAGCCCUGUUGGCCUAUCUGAUGCGACAAUCCAGAAAUGCCACCGACGAGUACGAGUCGCGUAACAAACGUCAUGUACUCGUUACCAGCUGUGAUACAUGCGUAGGCUUGCAGAUCGCCCUUGCACUCUACGAAGCCGGCUACAAGGUGUUCGCGGGUCUGCUGGACCCGGCAGGCGGCUCGCCGUCGGUCAAAAUCCUGAAGGCGGUCGAGCUGGAGCGGCAGAAAGAGAGCGAGCCCGGCGGUACGGACGACGGUGAUUCGCAGCAGCCGGAAGUUGCGCGUGCCCGCGGCCAAAUCGUGCCAUUGGAGCUGGACCCGACGAGGGAGGAUAGUUUGCGCGCCUGUCUGGACGCCGUCAGAGCAAAGCUUCCGGCCGGCGAGGAUGGUCUCUGGGCAGUCGUGCACACGGGCGGCUUGGUUUUGCCGGGUGUCAUAGAGAAGCAGACCAGCUCGAUGUGGGAAUCUAUGCUGCGCCAUAACUUGGUCGCCCCGUUGAGAACAGCCAGAGUAUUCAUCCCUCUCCUGCGCAUUAAGAGAGGCCGCAUCGUCCUUUUGGGCGACGCCGAGACGAGCUACGGCAGCCAGGCGGGCUCCGGACUGGUGGCGUUCAGCGCAUCCCGCAAAGCCGUGGAGGGUGCCGCCGAGGCGUUAAAAAGCGAAUUACAUUCCUCGGGCGUCGACGUCGUGCUACUCAAACCGCCGCCAGUGAAUCCCUUCGUUCUUUAUGCAUCGCCCGUUCUCAAGACAAAUGACGUGGAGUCGGGCGUAACGGCUUCGGAGGGGACGUGGACCGCCCCGUUGUCGAUUCACUCCGUGCAGAACACUCUGAUUCCUGCGAUCGCAACGUCGUGCCCGCUAAACGUUUACGACAUGUCCGUCAAGCCAAGAAUCUUCUGUCGAUAAUCUCGUUCGGCUGAACGGAAGAAGAUCGCAAGAUUGUAAUAACAUCGUGUACUGUUCGACUGAUGCGCGCGCGUUUAUGCAAUACGCGGGAACAAUGGGGGCAUGGAAAAUAUGAUACACGCGUGUCUUUCUGUGGUGUCAUUUACGCGCUGACACGUCAUUCCGCGUGCCCUAAAGCGUCGUGAGCAGCGUUCUUUUUUUCUGUUUGGCGGCAGGCAACGAGUUUUCUGCGUAUGAAUGUUGCGUGUCAUUCUUUCACACUUGUUCCGAGCGGUAUCAAUUUUGCAUUCUCGCUUUUGUAUCGCAUCCAUUUUGCAUUGCAUCCACAUUUCGUAUUGAUUCGAGAUGUUUAAUAAAACAACCAAUAAUCUUCACCACUCGCAAAAUAAGUCGCAUUAUAGACGACUCUUAAUUUUUCGCUCCUUUCAUCUCCUUUUCCUUCAAAGUUGUAAUGCGAUUUAUAUUGUAAAAAUAAAAUUCUCCCAUAAAUAACCGUUAUACCCUCGUAUAUUUUGAAACUACGUAUUGAUGCGCUUAUCUUCGACUGAAAUGUUUUCAUAUUUGAUUGCGUUGUAAUUUUGCGAAAUUUAAGAAAAGUAGAAAUGCAAAAUGUCUCGGACAAAACCUUUUGGCGUAUAAUGUACAUUUUUCUCGAUUUUUAUAUGUAUAAAUGCUUAAGGAUAUAAGUUGUAUAAUUUUAAGAAACAAACACAUAUGUAAAGAAGAAAUUUGUGUUUAACAUUAAUACGUUAUGUUUGAGGUCUCUUUUUAAAGUAUUUUUUACAUUUUAAGUAUACUUUAUAACUAGCAUUAACAUAAAAAUUUAUUUUGCAUCAUAAAAGAUUCUUCCAACUCUUUUAAUAUGAAAUACUUUGUCCUCAAAAGACACUUGCUGUGGACACAGAGCGUAUAUAUAUCUUAAUUUAUGGAUUCAGUUUAUCGACUACUUCGUGUUUUUACACUGCCAAAUGAGUUAAAAUUGUACAAAGUAUGUCUGUAACAUUUCUUCGCAUCUUUAAAUGCGACAAAAUUACAAAUGUUUUGUUUCUGAACUGUGCUUAUAGAAUUAUAAAUGUAUCCGCAUAAAAGAAAUAUGUAUUUGUAAAGUAUAAUUAAAAUUCAAAAGUUUUGAAAAUAAAUUUAUUUCUUAGGUAAAAAUAAUUCUGUUUAAUAAGAGCGUAAUUAACAUAUACGAAUGCUAUGGUUAUAUUAAGAUAAAAUAAAGACUAAUGAGUGUGCAAUAUGCUGUUGCGUGCAAUCGCAUGUAACAUUAAUAACAUUUAUGUAUAUAAAAAUAUGUGUAUAAAGUAAUAUGAAAAGGUU
Messenger RNA from Linepithema humile (Argentine ant), 2840 nucleotides. RefSeq names its product D-beta-hydroxybutyrate dehydrogenase, mitochondrial. Gene Ontology annotation, biological process: steroid metabolic process. The record is from RefSeq and is a predicted model, not a curated record. Gene Ontology annotation, cellular component: intracellular membrane-bounded organelle. Gene Ontology annotation, molecular function: oxidoreductase activity. NCBI's taxonomy places the organism in Eukaryota, Metazoa, Arthropoda, Insecta, Hymenoptera, Formicidae.